This is a messenger RNA of Myripristis murdjan (pinecone soldierfish), 2853 nucleotides long. It is a transcript of the gene dhx40, whose product is annotated as DEAH (Asp-Glu-Ala-His) box polypeptide 40. Gene Ontology annotation, cellular component: intracellular anatomical structure. The transcript has 17 exons. Gene Ontology annotation, molecular function: RNA binding; ATP hydrolysis activity; 3'-5' RNA helicase activity. The record is from RefSeq and is a predicted model, not a curated record. Lineage: Eukaryota; Metazoa; Chordata; Actinopteri; Holocentriformes; Holocentridae. The coding region runs from base 285 to 2507 and encodes 740 amino acids.
CCACGUGGGAGGGGCUUGGCAUCACGUGCUCACAAGACAGCCAAUCGGAACAUAGAGUGGAUUGUUUUGCGGAAGUCCAACGCGCACUGUGUCGUUCGCUAAACAAGAGCAGCCAAUAAACAAUAGAAAAAAUGAUAGUUUUGUGAAGCUGAACAUUUAUUUUCAAGCGCUCACGUCGAGUUUAAUGCAAUGAGUUUUUGUUACUCUAGUUAACGCCAAUCGAUCGAUUCGUGUUGCUUCUUUCCGUUUUGAACUCCCGGAGAAACUGCUCAGACCUGUCAGAUAUGUCCAAAUCCUCCAGGUGGGACUCUAAAGAUAAUGAAUCAGAAAACCUGCCCAUCUAUCAGCACAAAGCCAGGCUGAUCCGGGCUGUCAAGGGCAGCACAUUUCUGGUCGUCACCGGUGAGACUGGCAGUGGGAAAACCACACAGCUGCCACAGUACUUGCACCAAGCAGGUUUUUGGAAAGAUGGCAAAAUUGGCAUCACCCAGCCUAGACGCGUGGCCGCUAUCACCGUGGCCCAGAGGGUAGCUCAGGAGAUGCAGUGCGCUCUGGGAAGAGAGGUUGGCUAUCAAGUGCGCUUUGAUGACUGCACAUCACAGGACACGGUGGUGAAGUACAUGACAGAUGGCUGCUUGCUCAGAGAGAUCCUGGCCGACCCCGGCCUGUCUCAGUACAGUGUCGUGAUUUUGGAUGAAGUCCACGAACGCAGCCUCAACACAGAUAUUCUCCUCGGUCUACUGAAGAAAACCUUCUCCAACCCCGACAAAAGCACCAAGAGCCGAUCUGGGCCGCUCAGGGUGGUGGUGAUGUCUGCUACCUUGGAGACUGACAAGCUUUCGGCCUUCCUCGGGAGCUGUCCUGUCUUCACUAUUCCUGGCAGGACCUUUCCUGUCACCUGCAAGUUUGGCUUUGCUGUCGGACCCAAAGACACAGAGAGCUCCAGCUACGUCAAAGAGGUCGUAAAGGUGGCUCUUGAUGUGCACACCAGUGAAAAGGCUGGCGAUAUUCUCGUGUUUUUGACUGGUCAGUCAGAGAUUGAGAGAGCCUGUGACAUGUUGUAUGAAAAGGCUGAGUCGAUAGACUACCGCUAUGAUGUGGAGGACCAAACAGUGGAGGGCCUUCUUAUUUUGCCGCUUUAUGGAUCCAUGCCCACUGAUCAGCAGAGGCAGAUAUUUCAGGCACCACCUCCAGGAAUUAGGAAGUGUGUGGUGGCCACCAACAUUGCAGCAACAUCUCUCACCAUCAAUGGCAUAAAGUACAUCGUAGACAGCGGGUUUGUGAAACAGUUGAACCACAACUCGAGGGUGGGCAUGGACAUUUUGGAAGUGGUACCUAUUUCAAAGAGUGAGGCCCAGCAGAGAGCUGGCCGCGCUGGAAGAACCUCAGCCGGGAAAUGUUUUCGAAUCUACACUAAAGAAUUCUGGGAAAAGUGCAUGCCCGAAUACACAGUUCCAGAGAUCCAGAGGACAAGCCUCACCGCAGUAAUACUCACACUGAAGUGCCUGGGAGUGCACGAUGUCAUCAGGUUCCCUUACCUGGACCGUCCAGAGGAGAGGUUUAUUCUGGAAGCACUAAAACAGCUCUAUCAGUGUGAUGCCAUUGACAGGAGAGGCAGAGUGACCCCGCUAGGGGAGCUGAUGGUGGAGUUCCCCCUGCACCCAGGCCUCACAAGGGCCUUGCUCAAAGCUGCUGCCUUAGGCUGCGAGGACCUGCUCCUCCCAGUGGCUGCCAUGCUGUCUGUAGAGAACAUCUUCAUACGGCCAGGCCACCCUGAGAGGCAGAAGGAGGCAGAUAAGAGGCACAGGCAGUUGGCUGCCAUGGCAGGCAGUAACAACGACUUUGGCACUCUUCUGAGUGUGUUUCAGCGGUGUAAAACGAGUGAGAACCCCUCAUCAUGGUGUAAGGACAACUGGGUCCACUGGAGGGCGCUGAAGUCAGCCUUCAGUGUGGAGACUCAGCUGCGAGAGAUCCUCCUGCGGCUCCAGCAGAAGAGAGAUUUUCCCACAGAAACUUUUAAUGGCGACAAGAGUGAGCUCUUCAGACGAUGCCUCUGCUCAGGAUACUUCACUAAUGUUGCCAGAAGAUCUGUUGGAAAGGUAUUUUGCACAAUGGAUGGUCAUGGAUCCAUGGUUCACAUUCAUCCGUCAUCAUCACUGUUUGAGCAGGAGGCGGAGCUGGACUGGGUCAUCUUCCAUGAUGUGAUGGUGACCUCGCGGGUAUACAUCAGGACCGUGUGUCCCAUUCGUUAUGAAUGGGUGAAGGACCUGCUGCCCAAACUCCACGAGGUAGACGUGUACGAGCUGAGCAGCGUCGCAAGGCAAGAAGUGACUGAGGAGGAGGUGGCAAAAUGGGAGACCAGGGAGGCAGCAAAAAGACCAACAGAGGUGUCUGUCGAGGAGGUCAUCAAGAAGAUGGAGAAGCGAAACGACGAAACCUCCGUCAGCGAUGCUCGUGCUCGGUACCUUCAAAGGAAGCAGCAACGACAGCAAAGCAAAGCACCAUGAGAGCAAAACACCUCAACCACCAGAGUGCCAAACCUCGGCCCUCUGUUUAGAGGGCAUGAUUGGUAUGCCAGAUCGUAAAGGAGCUUUUUGGGGAGAGUUUACAUCAGUAAUUAAAUCUGUUUUAAGAUUGUUACAUUGCUUGUCUCUUUAUUAAUCCCUCCCUCUAACACUGUCAGUGAUGGGUUCAGGGGUCCCUGGUAAUACGAGAUGUAUUUCACUACUUACUCAUUAUUUACAUUUUUACUUAUUCAUUAUCUACAAAUUUUAGAGGACUAUUAGAUCAAAAAGGAACAUGCAUUUUUGUUGUUCAUUUGCAUAUUAAAGAUGAUUUUUUUUUUUUUAAGCA